Molecule: messenger RNA, 2840 nt
Organism: Cucumis sativus (cucumber)
Lineage: Eukaryota; Viridiplantae; Streptophyta; Magnoliopsida; Cucurbitales; Cucurbitaceae
Product: probable pectin methyltransferase QUA2
Exons: 10
Coding region: 614-2686 (690 amino acids)
Cellular component (GO): cytoplasm
Molecular function (GO): methyltransferase activity
Source: RefSeq, a predicted model, not a curated record
GUUGUCGUGAUUGGAUCUGUACAAAAUCUCCAUUUCCUCCUUCUCCCACUUCACACAUACACACACACACAGUCUCCUCCUCCUCUUCCUCUUCAUCUUCAUCUUCUUCUUCUUCUUAUAUUCUUAUUCUCUUUCUCCCUCUGCUUCUAAAAUCCAACAAUGGAGGGUUAAAGAGAGAAGAGACAGGGGGGAAGAAAAAUCAAUAAUACCCACAAGGUCAAAACAAGACGACAAUGGCGGCUUAGGGUGUCGGUGUCUUAAUCCUCUCUUAAAAUUCAAUUUCAUCAUCUUUAAGAACUACCCUUUUCGUUUUUUUGUUCGUUCCCCAUUAUUCUACUCUUUAAUUCGAGGAACUAUAUUGACGUUUUGCUUGUUUCCAUUUCUUGUUGGGUCGAUCUUGAAUCCUUAUCCACUUGUGGUGCUACUAGUUUUCUUGAUCUGAUGCUUUGAGUUGGUGAUGCGGAUCUUAGAAGAUGAUGUCGUUUUGGGUCUAUUAUUUUAUUUUUUAAUUCUGAUUUUUGGAUGAUGGCGAGCUUGUGUUGCUUUCAGUAUUGGUGAUAUCUGGAUCUUAUUUGAAUCUUGUCGAUUGAUUUUGAGGUUACCACCGUAGAAAAUGUCCAGGCCUUUGCAUCGAGGUGCGUCCGGUGUUAAGGUACAUGGUCAUGGAGAUGAUAAAUGGGACUCUCAAAUGAAAGACAAAACUGAUAAGGAAGAGGUGGACAGAAAAGGUUCUUUGGAUCAUGGAGGAAAUUUGGCUCCGAGGUUACCGUUUCGCCUACUUCUUCCAGACAACUCCCCUUCUAAAUACGGUGGAACUGAGAAUGGCUUUGCUUCCGAUUCUUUUUUAGUUGGAAACUCAAGAAGUCGGCAACAAUUUAUAUUGCAAAUGUUGAGAUUCAGUUUAGUGUUGAUUAUUAUUCUUGCUCUUACUGGAUCUUUCUGGUGGACACUCUCCAUUUCUGGUUCAUCCCAAGUUCAAAUCUUCCAUGGUUAUCGGCGACUACAAGAGCAGCUUGUUUCAGACCUUUGGGAUAUAGGGGAGAUUUCCCUGGGUCCUUCAAGGUUGAAAGAGCUUGAAUUUUGUUUGCCCGAGUUUGAGAAUUAUGUUCCCUGCUUCAAUUCAAGCCUCUCUCAAGAGGAUGAGUAUGAUAGACAUUGUGAGCCUAACUCAUCGCUGAACUGUUUGAUACAACCUCCCUUGAAAUACAAGAUUCCACUUAGAUGGCCUACUGGAAGGGAUGUUAUCUGGGUGUCAAAUGUGAAAAUCACUGCAAAUGAGGUCCUUUACUCAGGAAGCUUGACCAAAAGGAUGAUGAUGCUAGAGGAAGAACAAAUAUCUUUUCGUUCUGCGUCUCCAAUGUUUGAUGGGGUAGAAGAUUAUUCUCACCAAAUUGCAGAAAUGAUUGGGCUGAGAAAUGAAUCAAAUUUCAGAGAAAUUGGGGUAAGAACCAUUCUGGAUAUAGGGUGUGGUUAUGGAAGUUUUGGAGCACAUCUUUUCUCAAAACAUCUCUUAACGAUGUGCAUAGCAAAUUAUGAGGCUUCAGGCAGUCAGGUUCAAUUAACUCUUGAAAGGGGUCUUCCUGCAAUGCUUGGUUCUUUUACUUCAAAACAAUUGCCAUUUCCAUCUCUUUCCUAUGAUAUGGUUCAUUGUGCACGAUGUGGCGUUGACUGGGACAAUAAAGAUGGUAGAUACCUGAUUGAGGUUGAUAGAGUUUUGAAGCCAGGUGGGUAUUUUGUGUGGACAUCGCCACUGACAAACACUCAGAGCGUUCUUAACAAAAAAGAGAACCAGAAAAGUUGGAACUUCAUUCAGGAUUUUGUGGAAUAUCUGUGCUGGGAGAUGUUGAAUCAACAAGAUGAAACUGUUGUCUGGAAGAAAACUAGUAAAAGUAAUUGUUAUAGCUCACGGAAGCCAGAUUCGUCUCCUCCAAUAUGUGGUAAAGGUCAUGACAUCGAAUCUCCAUAUUAUAGACCACUCCAAGACUGCAUAGGGGGAAGAAAAAGUCGUCGUUGGGUUCCUAUUUACGAAAGACAAACUUGGCCUUCGAGGGCUAAUUUGAACAAGAGUGAACUGGCUCUGCAUGGAUUGGCUUUAGAUGAUGUUGCAGACGAUUCUCUUAACUGGAAAAUGGCAGUGAAAAACUAUUGGUCUCUUUUGUCGCCACUAAUCUUCUCAGAUCAUCCAAAACGACCAGGUGAUGAGGAUCCUUUACCCCCAUACAACAUGCUUCGAAAUGUGCUAGAUAUGAAUGCUCAUUAUGGAGGUUUCAAUUCUGCAUUAUUGGAAGCUGGGAAGUCUGUAUGGGUUAUGAACGUUGUACCAACAGACGGACCUAAUCAUCUUCCCAUGAUAAUGGAUAGAGGUUUCAUUGGGGUAUUGCACGAUUGGUGCGAGGCCUUUCCAACAUAUCCUAGAUCAUAUGAUUUGGUUCAUGCGGCAGGGCUUCUGUCCCUUGAAGCGAUUAAGAAGCCAAGGUGCUCCAUGCUUGAUUUAUUCAGUGAGAUUGAUCGGUUACUUCGUCCAGAGGGUUGGGUGAUAAUCCGCGACACCACCACGCUUAUUGAGUCAGCUCGAACUGUAACUACACAGCUUAAGUGGGAUGCACGAGUUAUAGAAAUUGAAGAUAACAAUGAUGAAAGAGUGCUGAUCUGCCAAAAACCUUUCUUGAAGAGACAAGCAAAGUGAUCACAAAUUUUGAAGGUGAAGAAGUAUUUAUAUUCAUUCUGUGGAUGAUGGGAAGAACACCAUCAUAGGGAGAGCCCUCCACCAUAUUUUGGAGAGGUAGAAUCAAAAUUCCUGAAAAAAAUAAAAGAAUAGAAAAAAGAAAAAAAAAAAAAAA